GUCAUAGAGACAGCAUCGUGACAGAGCCAGCAACCCUUCUGUCCGAGGCUAGGAGCGAAAUUAAAAUCUGCUCUGAUGGAGAUGGGUAUUUUCUCAUCAUUGGCUCGAAUGUGGUGUUAAGUGUGUAUGUAUGCAUGAGGUGACUAAAAAAGAAUUACCUCCUUACGAUUUCGAAAAGCUUCCGAGCAUUGAUUCAUAUCCAGCUUUACAUCUAUUCAAAACUUGACAUAUUUAUCAUCCCCUCCAAUGAAAGAGCUAAAAACCAGGGUUCGAGCAGUGAUGUGUACGCAAGCAUCCGUCUUCAAGGUUCUCCUAUUCCUUAAUCACCUGCAGUAUCUGCCCUGGUUUCCGGUGCUUGCGCUCGGUCUCAGCGUUCCCGGCGAGGCGGGCUACGGUAGUUGGGCAAUUCUUGGUCUAUCUAAAAUUCGAGAUAUGUUGCAUCGGCUUGCCGAAUGCGUACUGAUUUUAGGCGUCCUUCCGAUAUUUCCGUUUCGGGACUUUUCGAUGGCCUCCUUUCCCCACAAGCACCCCACGAAUACCCAUGACAGAACCACGCCGCGUAUACUCGUGCGCCGAGAAAUCUCCCAUGUUUCCCAUGCAGUAAGCCUGGUUUGUCGCAAUUGGGAUCGCCGACGAUGGAACGACGGUCCGUCCGGUCAAGGUAUGGUAGCUUGGAGUCGGCGAGAAAUGCGAUUCAAGUGGUGGAGGAACAUUGAACGAAAUGCUUUUGCAAGGUCACAGCUGAAAACUACCUGCUUUCGCAACGUCGUCCGCGUCUAGGAUGUGACAUCACUCGCAUCAUGGAGCCCCUGCGCCGGUAUUUGAUAAUAUAUAUAAAGAGCCUCUCGUCUCUUGGCGACGCCGUGGAACAAUCUAACCACAGCACCGUCACCGUCAUUCUCAGAUACCCAAGGACUCAGACCCCGGAAGAUAUCUUUAGCCCGCCAUGAAGAACU
Molecule: messenger RNA, 956 nt
Organism: Hypoxylon trugodes
Lineage: Eukaryota; Fungi; Ascomycota; Sordariomycetes; Xylariales; Hypoxylaceae
Exons: 1
Coding region: 247-780 (177 amino acids)
Source: RefSeq, a predicted model, not a curated record